UCAGCCUCUCCCGCCCCGCGCUAUCCCGGCGCGGCCGCGCGGGAGUGCUGUGUUCCACCGUUGCCGCUCUCGCGCCCGUUUCUCGCGAGAGCCACGCGUUGAGGCUGCUCGGGGCCGUGUUCCGGUACCGGCGGUCGGAGACGCCGCCGAGAUGAGCGGGACGUUGGCCAAGAUCGCCGAGAUCGAGGCGGAGAUGGCUCGCACGCAGAAGAACAAAGCCACCGCGCACCACCUGGGGCUGCUGAAGGCGCGCCUGGCCAAGCUGCGCCGAGAGCUCAUCGCGCCCAAGGGCGGCGGCGGCGGCGGCGCCGGGGAAGGUUUUGAUGUUGCAAAGACAGGUGAUGCCCGAAUUGGGUUUGUGGGUUUUCCAUCGGUGGGGAAAUCUACUCUGCUAAGUAAUCUCGCUGGAGUGUACUCUGAAGUGGCAGCAUAUGAGUUUACUACGCUCACUACCGUGCCUGGCGUCAUUAGAUACAAGGGAGCAAAGAUACAGCUACUUGAUCUCCCAGGAAUUAUUGAGGGUGCCAAGGACGGUAAAGGCAGAGGAAGGCAGGUCAUUGCAGUUGCUCGAACCUGCAAUCUCAUUCUGAUUGUGCUGGAUGUGCUGAAACCCCUCGGUCACAAGAAAAUAAUUGAGAAUGAACUGGAGGGAUUUGGAAUUCGUCUGAAUAGUAAGCCCCCCAAUAUUGGCUUUAAAAAAAAGGAUAAAGGAGGCAUUAACCUUACAGCCACAUGUCCUCAGAGCGAGCUGGAUACUGAAACAGUGAAGAGCAUUUUAGCGGAGUAUAAGAUUCAUAAUGCUGACGUUACGCUGCGCAGCGACGCCACUGCUGAUGACCUCAUUGACGUCGUCGAAGGGAACAGGGUUUACAUCCCAUGCAUUUAUGUCCUAAAUAAAAUUGACCAGAUUUCCAUUGAGGAACUAGAUAUUAUUUACAAAGUACCCCACUGUGUACCAAUAUCUGCUCAUCAUCGCUGGAACUUUGAUGAUCUGCUGGAGAAAAUUUGGGACUACUUGAAGCUCGUACGAAUCUAUACCAAACCAAAAGGGCAGCUCCCAGACUACACCUCUCCUGUGGUGCUGCCUUCCUGUAAGACUACAGUGGAGGAUUUUUGCAUGAAGAUCCACAAAAAUCUCAUUAAAGACUUUAAAUAUGCACUGGUCUGGGGCUCAUCUGUUAAACACAACCCUCAGAAAGUUGGCAAAGAUCACACUCUUGAGGAUGAGGAUGUUAUUCAGAUUGUGAAAAAAUAAAGUUGUUCUGACAUGGUUUGCCACUGUGCCUGACAUUUGUCAUUAGUUGUAAGUAGCAAAGAACAGGCCAUUUCUGCCAAAUCUAUAGUUGUAACUUUCUGCAUAGUAAAAAUGAUGUUUCCGGCCUGCGUGUACUGCAGCGUCCCGCUCCAACAGAACUCACAGAGGGGAAACUCACAUGAAGGACUUUCCUCAACCAAAACCUUACAAAGCAUUGAUGCCUCAGAAGACUUUCUGCUGCAUGUACAGGUCUUUACAAGGGGAGGGGGGGAAGAUCACACAGCAGGAAUUAUUUUGUUCUAAAUUAAAACAAAACCUGGGAAGCAGAUCUUGUGAAACAGUGCUAAGGACUCCAACUGAAAUGCUCUCCUUUGAGAACUUCAAGGCUAGCAAUAGUCCUGAUGUUGUGGAAGACACUGUCAGUUCUGCUCAAGAGCAGCCACAUUUUCAGUUGUUUUAUACAAGC
Cuculus canorus (common cuckoo) is the source of this 1721-nucleotide messenger RNA. RefSeq names its product developmentally regulated GTP binding protein 1 (gene DRG1). The transcript has 9 exons. Gene Ontology annotation, biological process: cytoplasmic translation. Gene Ontology annotation, cellular component: cytoplasm. Gene Ontology annotation, molecular function: GTP binding; GTPase activity. Lineage: Eukaryota; Metazoa; Chordata; Aves; Cuculiformes; Cuculidae. Bases 152 to 1255 code for a protein of 367 amino acids. The record is from RefSeq and is a predicted model, not a curated record.